This is a messenger RNA of Rangifer tarandus platyrhynchus (Svalbard reindeer), 363 nucleotides long. The record is from the annotation of a GenBank genome assembly. Lineage: Eukaryota; Metazoa; Chordata; Mammalia; Artiodactyla; Cervidae.
AUGCAGGCGGCUGCGGUCUUCACCUGUGUGACGCAGAGCUGGUCAUUGGUCCCACUGGUGUUCAUCGCCAAAGGGCCCUUUUCCGCGGGUCGUGAGCAGAGCGUGUGGCUCCUGAGCAGUCUGCCGCCACAGCAACUGUCAGGCAGCUGCCAAUCAAAAUAUCAGGCAUCCUACUGCCGCAGGCUCCAGGCUGCGUCAUUCUCAGUCCGCGACACUUGUCAUCAGAAAGUCUCUUCGGACAAACUGGCCUUAGUGGGAGGCAGCGUGUACAGCCUGCGGGCUGCUUUCUCUAGGCACUUCUGCGUCCGCAGCUCUUUCAUUGAUGUGCAGCGAGCUCCUUCCUCGUCCACUGUUGUCUUCUAA